This is a messenger RNA of Hevea brasiliensis (rubber tree), 1092 nucleotides long. RefSeq lists its product as uncharacterized. Bases 1 to 1092 code for a protein of 363 amino acids. The record is from RefSeq and is a predicted model, not a curated record. The transcript is spliced from 3 exons. NCBI's taxonomy places the organism in Eukaryota, Viridiplantae, Streptophyta, Magnoliopsida, Malpighiales, Euphorbiaceae.
AUGGCAGCACAAGCACUUGAACUUUUGAAGAGGGUCACAUAUCACAACUGCGAGUGGUCAAAUGAAAGGGGAAAUAUAAGGAGGACAGCAGGGAUCCUGGAAUUGGAUGCCCUAAGCACGAUAAAUGCUCAGUUUGACCAGCUGAUAAAGAGGCUUGACAGAAUAAGACUCUCUCAGAUGCCAUCCUAUGCCAAGUUCUUUAAGGAAAUUUUAUCAAAGAAAAGAAAGCAGAAAGAUUAUGAGACGGUCGCUCUUACAAACGAAUGCAGUGCCAUAUUGCAAAAUAAGCUGCCACCAAAACUCAAGGAUCCAGGAAGCUUCUCCAUAUCUUUUCUCAUCGGUAAUAUGAAUAUAGACAAGGCCCUCUGUGAUCUCGGAGCGAGUGUAAGUCUAAUGUCCUUAUCAGUAUGUCAAAAGCUGGAGGUAGGAGAGCUUAAACCUACAACAAUUUCAUUGCAACUGGUUGAUCGAUCUGUCAAAUACCCUGUGAGAAUUAUAGAAAACACCCCCAUUAAAGUGGGAAAAUUCUUCAUCCCAGUUGAUUUUGUUGUCUUAGAAAUGGAGGAGAAUGUCCAAAUUCCUAUCAUCCUGGGGAGACCUUUCUUAGCAAUCGCCGGAGCUAUUAUAGAUGUUAAAAAUGAGCGGUUAACUCUCAAAGUAGGAGAUGAAGAGGUAGAAUUCAACCUGUUCAACACGAUGAAGCACAAACUUAAACCUGAUGAAUGUUUUAAGGUUGAUAUAGUUGACAAGCAAGUUGAAGAAGAGUUUCAAAAAGUACAUCCUGAAGAUCCUCUUAAAGCAUGCAUUGUGCAAAGCCACACAGUAGACAAUGAGAACAUAGAAAUUACAGCUUGUGAACAAUCUUUAGCAACUAAUCCACCCACACCCUUAGCUCAAGCUUUCAAGGUGGAGGAGCUAAAGGAGGAGCAACCCAAAAGCAAAUCAGAGGACAACACUAAACAGGUAGAACUUAAAUUUCUCCCCUCCUCAUUAAGGUACGCAUUCUUGGACUCAAACUCUAAAUAUCCUAUUAUUAUCAAUGCUAGCCUAUCUGAAAUAGAAGAGGAGAAAUUGUUAAAGAUGGGUAUUUAG